CCAUUCACAUGCACUCAGUGUGGGAAUAGUUUCAGCAAAUCAUCUUACCUUAAUCAGCACAUGAGGAUCCACACUGGAGAAAAACCAUUCACAUGCACUCAGUGUGGGAAGAGUUUCAGCCAAUCAUCAUCCCUUAAUCAGCACAUGAGGAUCCACACUGGAGAGAAACCAUUUACUUGCACUCAGUGUGGGAAGAGUUUCAGCUGCUCAUCAUCCCUUAAUAAACACAUGAUUGGCCACACUGGAAAGAAACCAUUCACAUGCACUCAGUGUGGGAAGAGUUUCAGCCGAUCAUCAUCCCUUAAUCACCACAUGAGGAUCCACACUGGAGAGAAACCCUUUACUUGCACUCAGUGUGGGAAGAGUUUCAGCCGAUCAUCAUCCCUUAAUCAACACAUGAUGAUCCACACUGGAGAGAAACCAUUCACAUGCACUCAGUGUGGGAAGAGUUUCAGCAAAUUAUCAUCGCUUUAUAGACACAUGAAUAUCCACACCGGAGAAAAACCAUUCACAUGCACUCAUUGUGGGAAGAGUUUCAGCCAAUCAUCAUACCUUAAUCUACACAUGUGGAUCCACACUGGAGAGAAACCAUUCACCUGCCCUCAGUGUGGGAAGAAUUUUAACCAAUCAUCAUACCUUAUUAAACACAUGAUAAUCCACACUGGAGAGAAACCAUUCACAUGCACUCAGUGUGGGAAGAGUUUCAGCCGCUCAUCAUCCCUAAAUCAACACAUGAUGAUUCACACUGGAGAGAAACCAUUCACAUGCACUCAGUGUGGGAAGAGUUUCAGCCAAUCAUCACACCUUAAUUAUCACAUGAUGAUCCACACCGGAGAGAAACCAUUCACAUGCACUCAGUGUGGGAAGAGUUUCAGCCGCUCAUCAUCCCUAAAUCAACACAUGAUGAUUCACACUGGAGAGAAACCAUUCACAUGCAUACAGUGUGGGAAGAGUUUUAGGCAAUCAUCAUACCUUAAUGAGCACAUGAUGAUCCACACCGGAGAGAAACCAUUCACAUGCACUAAGUGUGGGAAGAGUUUCGUCCGCUCAUCAUCCCUUAAUCGACACAUGAGGAUCCACACUGGAGAGAAACCAUUCACAUGCACCCAGUGUGAGAAGAGUUUCAGCUACUCAUCACACCUUAAUAAUCACACGAGGAUCCACACUGGAGAGAAACCAUUCACAUGCACUCAGUGUGGGAAGAGUUUCAGCCAAUCAUCAGACCUUAAUAAACACAUGAUGAUCCACACUGGAGAAAAACCAUUCACGUGCACUCAGUGUGGGAAGAGUUUCAUCUGCUCAUCAUCCCUUAAUCAACACAUGAUGAUCCACACUGGAGAGAAACCAUUCACAUGCACUAAGUGUGGUAAGAGUUUCAGCUGCUCAUCACACCUUAAUAAACACACAAGGAUCCACACUGGAGAGAAACCAUUCACAUGCAUACAGUGUGGGAAGAGUUUUAGCCAAUCAUCAGACCUUAAUAAACACAUGAUGAUCCACACUGGAGAGAAACCAUUCACAUGCACUCAGUGUGGGAAGAGUUUCGUCCGCUCAUCAUCCCUUAGUCAACACAUGAGGAUCCACACUGGAGAGAAACCAUUCACAUGCACUAAGUGUGGGAAGAGAUUCAACUGCCCAUCACACCUUAAUCUACACAUGAGGAACCACACUGAAGAGAAACUAUUGACAUGCACUCAGUGUGGGAAGAAUUUCAGCCAACCAUCACUCCUUUAUCUACACAUGAUAAACCACAAUGGAGAAAAACCCACAGCUUCGGUGUGGGAUGAGUUUCAGCAACUCCUCAGACCUUAAUAAACACAUGAAGACCCACACUGGAGAUAAACCAUUCACAUGCACUUGGUGUGGGAAAAGUAUCAACCAAUCAGUAAACCCUAAUGAACACAUAAAGAUCCACACAGGUGUGAAAGAGUAUUUGUGCUUUGAGUGUGAGAAGACUUUUAUUACAGUUCUAAAAUUAAAGCUGCAUCAGACGUUUCACACUGGAGAGUAGUGAUGGGAAGUUCAGAUCAUUUUACUGACUCGGAUCUUUGAGUCUUGUUCAUUAAGAUGAACGAAUCUUUUUUCGAGUCAUUUCGUUCAUUUGGUUCAAUUUGCCAAAAUAUUAUUAAAAUGUUACGAAUUGCUUCCAAAGACAUCUACAACUAGCCCAAAAAGUUGAUUGCACGUCAAAUAAGUCAUAAACCGAAUAUAAGGAGAAAAUAAUUCAAUGUUGAUCUGCUCUUUUGUCUAUGAAGGCAUUUUUGUCUCUUUGCUCAGCUCACCUUUUCAUGUCUCCAAAUGUCAGGGGUUCAUUCACGUUACACUGACAGUCACAUAUAAGCCGAUAGGAGCCAUGAUCGUUCGUUCAUCACGUGACAGAAUGACUCAAACCCGAGGACUCGAAAGAUAAACAGAUCAAUUCUUUUUCCGACUCUAAAAGUGCAUGAUUGGCCUGUGAUGAACGAGUGACUCAGACCCGAUAGAGGACUCGAGAGGUGAGCGGAUUAAUUAUUUUUCCGGCUCUAAUUGCAUAUGAUUUGUUUCUGCCAAUGUGAUGGAAGACUUGAAAUUAACGAUACUACCUGCACAAAUGUGCGCACGCACGGAUGAACGAAUCACUCCCUGAGAGGACUCGUAGUUCCCGAGUCAUAUUGAAGAUUCCUUCAAAAUGAACGAAUCUUUCAUGAAUGACCCAUCACUACUGGAGAGACCAUACAAGUGUUCACACUGUGACAAGAGGUUUAAUCAGUUACCACAUCUGAAAACACAAAAGAGGAUUCACACUGGAGAGAAACCGUACAGAACUGUUAAGUGUCUACAGAAUUAGACAAAAAGUUUCACACAUGACAUGAAUGCAGCAAAACAUUUUCUCGUGUGUAAAGGAUAUUUUAUGUCUGAAUAAUAUUGAAAAGGCUAAAUGAUGGUAUACUGUUUUCCAACACUUCAGUAUGUGGGGUUGUAAAUGUUUAAACAUCAUUAAACACAAUGAUGGCGGCUUAGAGUUUCAAAAACGGCGGCUUAACAGUUUCAAAAACAUCUGGCAAGCAGUACCUCUGUGGCUUAAAAUCUUAUUGCUAGGGAUUUUACUGGUGCGAUUACAUCUGUUUGAUGAUGUUCUCUGUCUGAGUCUCUGAAUGAGAAACAUCACUGGGAAGACACAGCACAUCAAAGAAGGUAGAGCUCCAGGACGGUUAGUUUGCAGUAUACCAGGGCCUCAAGUUUAGAAAGCCCAUUCUAUUGGACUGUGUUGCAGCUUUUAUUAAUAAAGUUUUUUCCCCUUCGGAUGGGGAACUUUAA
Messenger RNA from Danio rerio (zebrafish), 3297 nucleotides. NCBI's taxonomy places the organism in Eukaryota, Metazoa, Chordata, Actinopteri, Cypriniformes, Danionidae. The record is from RefSeq and is a predicted model, not a curated record.